Molecule: messenger RNA, 461 nt
Organism: Pelobates fuscus (common spadefoot toad)
Lineage: Eukaryota; Metazoa; Chordata; Amphibia; Anura; Pelobatidae
Product: interleukin-17F-like
Exons: 3
Coding region: 3-461 (152 amino acids)
Cellular component (GO): extracellular region
Molecular function (GO): cytokine activity
Source: RefSeq, a predicted model, not a curated record
AAAUGAGACCACUGCGUAAAACGCUGUUAUGGCAGGUCCUGCCUCUCCUGACUCUUAUAUUGAUCACCCACGUGACGCAAGCAGCUAAAAAUUCAACGUCCUCAAAGAAGGCAAGGUGUCAAAAACAGAAGACAGACUGUAAAGACUGCAUCCUUGUAAAGUUACUAAAUAAGUCCAGUGACGGGACAUCUUACCAAAACAGUGUAGCAAACCUGGAGAACCGAUCCAUUGUUCCAUGGACAAUAGUGUCAUAUUCUAAAGGGCAAACAAUCCCAACAACAAUUCCCAAGAUCACUUGCUCUAAACAGUGCGUUGGCUUCGAGAAUUUAUUGAAUGCAGUGGCAAUAGAUAGAGAAAUCAUAUAUCUCAAGAAAGAAAAGGGUUUCUUUACUCUGCAUUCUGCAAUGAUGACCGUUGGAUGCACGUGUGUCCAUCCACGCAUUAGUGAGAAAAUUAACUGA